AUGAAAGCAUUUCAAGAACAGAUAUUUAAUCCUGUUGUGAAAAUUGUAAAUAGUGAUGGUCUAUCUCCAAUACUAGAAAUAUUUAACAAGAGUAAUUACGUUUGGAUGGAUGAUACACUUUCUUUCACAGUGUUAGAGAUUUUGGAAUUAAUUUCUCUCUCUCCAGUUUCACACAUCCCAAUUGCAGAGACUGAAGUAUUAAGCGGUAGAUCUGGGCUUUCUUUACUGUUGGGCAGCUCUACUGUAGAGAAUGAACCUCAAAUUGUAGAGGCUGCUCUUCGAACGAUUCAUAACAUGUUCUUCUCACAUUCUAAAAUAGUAUCAGCCCUGUUACCGAUAAGAAAAACCCUAUUCGAAUUAUUCCGUAAAAACGAUGGUAUUCGAGUACUGCUUGACGAUUUACAAAAUUAUGAUGAUCCUAGUAAUAUGAACCAAGUACGAAAACUUUGUUGCGGUAUUUUGAUAGGUCUUUCAGAUGAGCCCUCAAUCAAUCAAAUUCUCUUCAAAGUAGAACUGGGUCAAUUAUUGACCGACAUUAUGAAAGACAAGCAGCAAAAUGAAGAACAGUCGGAAUCAUUUAAUGAGUUGAAGGAGGUGGUAUUGAAGCUACUAGAAAAAGUCACCGGAAGAGAAUCCAAAACAGUUAUUAGAGAAGCAAAAGAUCACACUCUGGUUCGGUUGGAAAAGGCCAGUAUUGUCGCCAACACAUAUAUCACAUACAAACAGGACGAACUCUUACAAAUCAUUCAUGAAUAUUUGAAAGAUAAGGGUCUUUCUAAAACAGCCGAGUCCCUACUUGCGGAAGCAAAAAUCACUCCUAAAAACACAAUUGUGUCUCCUUUCAUUCCCAAACCAAAACCUGUACUCGAUAGAAUCGUUGUAAAUUAUUUAAGGCAGCAACAUAGAGAGUGUGAGGACCCAAUUUCAGUAUUGCCUGAAUUUUCACUCUUCCACAAACAUUCUUGCCCAAAACCUGGCAACUCUUUGAAGAGCGCCAAGUGCAUUACAAAACGAUUGAACAUGUCAAGAAUUUGUCGAGAGCCUCAAUAUCUAGGAUUUGAUUUUCAUAAGAAAAAUCGAAAACAUAUUUACUCACGCCUAUCGUAUUCACGUCCAUUAAUCACCCAGUCGGAUCACAUCACUUCAGUUUCAUUUGGUCCAGAUAGUUCCAGUCUUUAUUUCACAGGUGAAGAGGGUGACAUUUAUGUUUGUGACAUAAAAAGUGGAGAUGUAGAUUCACACAAAAUUGUGGAAUAUGGACCAGUUCGGGGAAUUCAAUUCUCAACGGAUCGCCUGAUUGAGCCGAAAAUGUUGGCUUGGGGAGAAAAUUGCAGUUACCUUUACAGUGUUUCAAAUUUAACGAAACCAAUUUUUGAGUUUAAUGAUUGCUUUGCCUCCAUGUUCAGCAAUGGAAAUGAUUUGGUAGUGACUUCAAGUUUUAACACAACACGAAUCUAUAACUUGGCACUACAAGAGAAAAUAGCUGAACUGACAGACGCAACUGAAGAGAACAAUACGGUUGCUUGCUUUAGCCCCUACGAUGAUUUGAUUCUCACCAAUGCAAGUCUUUGGGACUUUCGAAUGUCUCCUAAGGCUGUUCACCGAUUCGAUCGUCUUUCUCAGGUCUAUGUGAAUGUUUUCAAUCCCAACGGUUUGGAAGUGAUCAUUAAUAGUGAAAUUUGGGACUUGCGUAUGUUGAAACUUCUCUCAACUUGCGCUCCUCUCCGUGAUGCUAAAUAUGUGAAAUUUAGUAGCGAUAAGGAAGCCAUGUUUGUGGGAUACAAUGAUUACUCUUCAGGAAACAUUCAUGAUAUCAAUUCAAACACAUUCAAGAUUGUCGAUUCAUCGUCGUAUCAGCUUCUUGCUUCCCACACAUUCGAUAAGAACAGUACCAUUGUGGAUUUUGCCAUUGAUCCUGUGUACAACCAAUUCGGACUGGUGACGAGCAAUGAUACGAAAAACCUUAAUCAUUUGAAACUUUAUGAAUUUGGAAAAUCAAGACGAGAUGCCUCCUAUGACGAGGAUGAAGAAGAAUUUAUGGAUGAAGAAGAGGGCGAAGAGCACGAAGGAGAGGAAGAUCAAGACGAUUUAUUUGACCAUCCUUUAUUCCAUGACGAUGACUACAUGUCAGACGAUGACGAAAGUAUUAUCAUUUUGGAUGCUGAAGAUGAUAUUGUUAUUGACGAUUUUGACGAGGAAAUGGAUGAUUUAGAAGAUGAGGAGGACGAUGAGGAAGAUGAAGACGAUGAUGAUGUUAGUGAACACUUGAUUAUUGAACUAGAUGAUGAGAGUGAUGAUGAAUAA
This is a messenger RNA of Naegleria fowleri, 2304 nucleotides long. RefSeq lists its product as uncharacterized. The transcript has a single exon. Gene Ontology annotation, molecular function: protein binding. NCBI's taxonomy places the organism in Eukaryota, Heterolobosea, Eutetramitea, Acrasida, Naegleriidae. The record is from RefSeq and is a predicted model, not a curated record. Gene Ontology annotation, biological process: protein ubiquitination. The coding region runs from base 1 to 2304 and encodes 767 amino acids. Gene Ontology annotation, cellular component: nucleus; Cul4-RING E3 ubiquitin ligase complex.